CAUCGUACGGCCACAUUACUGCGUCCGUCAGUUUCUCGUGCGUCAUCAUUUUGUGAUUAUGUCAGUGAAGUUAGAAGUAUUUCUAUAGACAGAGACAGAAAGAGCAUUUAUUGAUUUUCGUCAAGGUCAAAGUGAAAGUCGCAAUUUUGGAGAAGCCGCCACUACCUAAACAUUGCCAGAAAGAGGUCGAGGAUCGACCGGCGGGAAAGGCACGUGGUGGCAAGCUAGCGCGUCGAGCGCGCUCCUUCAAGGAAGACUUCCUGGAGAAGCUGUCGCAGAUGCGUUCGCCGGGUGCCAGUGGCGCGGCUGGUGGCGGUGGCGGAGGCGGCGGCGGUGGUGGGGGUACGAGAGCCUCGUCGCCGUCAUCACCAGCCGCUGCAACGCAACACCAACAGCAGCAGCAGCAGCAGCAGCAGCAGCAACAACAACAAUUGACCACCUCGUCGUCGAUGGGUUCAGAGUCACUCGACAAGAGUCCACUGCGCGAUCUUCAUGUACACGUGAGGCAGGUGCAAUUGGCAUUGUUACAUUUACGAGAUGUCGUUAGUAAGAAUAAACUGGAGAUGCUACCGGGCAAUGGGACAAUUGUACUGGACACCGUUACGACUAUACACACGCUGCUCAAGUCUUAUCUGCUGUAUGAAAAUAGUUCGACACUAGGCUCGGCGACGAAUCAAGUUUACCAAGCAUUAGCGCAACUAUUGAAACUCUGCGACGACGUGUUGCUACAAGGAGACCAGUCAUCGUCUCUCGAUACAGCCAACGUGGCACACGUCAUAGGUCUCGUCGAGGACGCCGUAAAGAAUCUCGUGGAACUUGCUCAAGAGAAGAUUUCCAACAAGCAGAAGCCGGCUUUGCAAACUCCCAGUAAUAGGACAUCGGGCUACAGUUCAGAGUUGACACCCCAGCGCAACUCGUUGCCUGACAUACCGCUCACGCCACGGGAACGCGAGGUCCUCGAACAGUCAGCCGCCUCGAGUGCUCUGGUCAGAAGCUCCCACAGCUCAGAAUCCAUCCUUAGGGACUCUAGCCCACCGCCAAAGCCACCCUUGCCUGAUAGAACAUUAUGCCUUUCGGGAGACAACAACAGCUCACCAGGUGGCACGCCACCACCUCUACCACCGAAACGUCGAAUACGAACCCAACAGUUGCUGUCGGACGAGCGUGAUUUCGCAGGCGAUGCAAGCGUUUUGGCAUCGAGUCUCGACAGAGUAUCGCUACGAAGUCGUUCACCCGAGGAUUCCUCAUCGCUACUCAGCGCCUCGGCCGGAAGUUUGGACUCGGCGUUAAAUCAUUCUCGCGACGAGGAAGAGAUACGCGCCAUAAUGGGACCCAACGAUGAGUCUUUUAGUGAUAGCAUGGAUCUUAGCCUCAUGGCCACCAUUCGCGGCAUGCAAGUUAACGGAAGCUCACACUGUGGCUGUUGGGACGGUACGGAGAGUAGUCUACCAAGUACAAUGAUGCUGGGUCAGCAGAGCUCUCAGGAAGUGCUCGGUCAGUUUACCGGCAUCGAGGCGAAGAUGGAACGUCUCUCGACGCAGACACAAGAAUCGGGGUUCGUGUCGAUGCAUUCGCAGCGAUCGUCAUCGCAAAGUUAUACUUCCACGAUUAAACGAUCGUCCCAACAAAGAUUCUCGGCCGGUGAAACGAUGACGAGUAAUGGAUCGGUCGUUAGUCACAAAACUACUACGAUGACGAGUUCUAGGAGUCUUCAUAGUGCUACCAAUAUGAGUGGCGAUCCGUCCUUCAUGGAAAAAUUGGUAUAUGAAAUCGAAGCAUUGGCAAACUCGGACAAUGCUGAAAUUCCACCAACCCUGCCGGAAAAGCGCUCGCGUCGACGAAAAGAGCGUCUGCCAUCGCAAUACGACAACGUGCCAGAGAAUGAGCAUUUAUCGACUUGCAGUUUGCAUACUAGUAACGGCAAUAGUCCAAUCGACAACAACAGACCACCACCGCUACCAAUGAAAAAGAGGCACAUGUUCCAAUCUGUGGCAUAUUCUGUAAUGGCGUAUAUGGAAAUGUUUGGCAACUGCUCGCACACGAGUAACGAAUUCAUCUCGGGUCUGGGUACCAGGCACUCAGUUGCUGCAUAUAAUUCUAUGCAGGCAGAGUGGCAGCAGCAUGAGAUGGCACUCACUACCACACAGUCUUGCUCUUUUAUGAGCCAUUCGAUGCACGCAAGUUUGCAUGAUACCUCUGGUCACAUGUUUUCAAUGGCACCAACAAUAAGGGAACUGGCAAACGAGCCUAGUCAACCACCAGCAUUACCGCCUAAAAAAUCGCGUACAUUGAAGCCAACUGCUACGCCGCCACCAAUUUCACCAAAAUCCUUGACAACUAGUGUACAAAAUGUUCAUUUAGAUCCAGUUCUUACCUCGACUCCUGUAAAAAGCGAAGAGUCACUUGUACAUACGCCGGUUAUAAUCGAGAAGAAGGAGAUUAUACCUACGAAUAAUGUAACACUGAACAACAAUUUGAAUCUAGAGACAUCGUCAAGACCAUCUAGUAAAGCUCCAUCAAGUCUCUCUAUAGAUGACAGUUCAUUGGAAUUGCGUGAUGUCGAACCGGAUAGCAGCAUGUUAGACGAAUUAGAAAUAAACAAAUAUUUAGUUAUUAAGAAACCAGAAGAGGAGGGACCUGAUAUUAGAGGGGGACAUCCGGAUGCUCUACUUAUUCAUGCUACGAAAGCAAAUAAACAUGAUGAAAAAGAAUCAGAUUUCCUGUAUCAAGAAGCAUUCUUGACGACGUAUAGAACGUUCAUGUCGCCUUUAGAAUUGAUCAAAAAGUUGCAUAGGCGGCAUCAACGGUUCUCUUGUUCACCCGAUGUGGUUAAGCAACGAGCUGCUAGAGAAGCUUUUUCUCUAUUGGUCAGAGUUGUUAGCGACUUAACCAUAUCCGAUCUUGAUGACAUGCUGAUGCAAACCCUCAUGGAGUUCGUCCAGCAGCUGGUAUGCAGUGGCGACUUAACGAUGGCCAAAGCCUUACGAGUCAAGAUCUUGGAGAAACACACAGCUAAGCAACAGCAAACAGUUCAACCAAUACUCUCUACACUCAGCGUUUCAACCAAGCAAGCCUCGCUGUUAGAUUUUAAAAGCGAGCAAAUUGCAGAACAAAUGACUCUUUUAGAUGCUGAAUUAUUCAUAAAGAUUGAGAUACCUGAAGUGCUUAUUUGGGCACAAGAGCAGAAUGAAGAGCGAAGUCCAAAUCUUACGCGAUUUACUGAGCAUUUCAAUAAAAUGUCAUAUUGGGCACGUUCACGGAUACUAGAACACCGGAUGGAAAAUGAAGCAAAGGAUAGAGAGAAAUUGGUUGUAAAGUUCAUCAAAAUAAUGAAGCAUUUAAGAAAGAUCAACAACUUUAAUAGUUACUUGGCAUUACUAUCGGCACUUGACAGUGCACCGAUUAGAAGAUUAGAGUGGCAGAAACAUAUCACGGAAGGACUAAAAGAGUAUUGCGCAUUAAUCGACAGCUCUAGCAGCUUCAGAGCUUAUCGGCAAGCUUUAGCUGAGACUCAGCCACCAUGUAUACCUUAUAUUGGUCUUGUUCUUCAAGACUUGACUUUCGUACACAUUGGAAAUAGCGAUUUGUUACCUGACAGUAGCAUUAACUUCUCAAAACGAUGGCAGCAAUUUAAUAUUGUAGAAAAUAUGAAGAGGUUUAAGAAAUGUACAUAUAAUUUCAAAAAGAAUGAGCGAAUAAUUGCAUUCUUCAACAACUUUAGUGAUUUUCUAUGUGAAGAGGCGAUGUGGCAAAUUUCAGAGAGUAUCAAACCACGUGGCGGGAAGAAGCCUCAAUCACAGAAUUAACGUAAAUUUAUCCAUUAUUAGUUCUUGCUUUCUCGGGAAUCGAUGAUCGGAGUAUCGUUCAAAUGGUACAAAGAAAUUUGAGAAUAAGCAAGUUGUUUAAAAAAGCAACCUCCGUGAGGUGUUAAGUAAUUUGUAUACCUUGUACACAAUUUCAAGUAGACAAAGCGUUUGUAACAUAUAAUAAUUCUUUACAAUCAAAACUUCAAAAAAAUUACAAUAUAAUAUCGAACUUCCUGUGUUGUGAUAAAUAGACGAAAAUGACAAGGUGAUCGAAACGCCGAAAUGAUCGUUAUAUCUUGUGUAAAUGCGUAACCAAGAUACAAAAAAAUAAUACAAGUAGCGAUGUAAAAAUGAAAUUUCCGUCGUCUGAAAAAAUUAAAAAUUUGAGGCGUAAUUAUUUUAUGCUUUAAUUCCGCUUAGCGUGUGUAAUGCAUCGGAACAGAGUAAUGGUACUCUGAAAAAAUAAAUAUUAGAGCUAAAUUUGCUUAGGCAUCGUAGACAAGUAUUUAUUUGUUUCAUCGACGUAUGUAUAAUGUGUAUAGAGAGAGAAAAAAAAGGAAAAAAUUAGAAAAGGAAUUUUUUAUUUACGUUGAUUUAGGGCAUAUUAGUUACAAAAAAAUAUGCCUGUUUAUCUAGCUUUAUGUAGAUAGAUGCAUUUUCAAUAGUCAACAGCGGAACUGUUGAUUAAACAAGGAUGAACACCAAUUACGUUGAUUAAAUGUAUAGUUUCGUGUCUACGCUUUCAUCUACGCGUAAGACAACGGGGCACAUGAUGUGACUGAAAGCGAACAAAAUAAUACACACUCACACAUAUAAAUAAAUAAAUAAACAAAUACAAAAUAUUGAGUAAAUAACGUUGCCGUACUAUUGUACGUCGCAGGUUUUGUUGGGAUAUUACAAACACUUGUUAGUAGUUGUUCAAGCUUUCAGCUUUACAUCGAUUUGCUAUCUAGGCGAAUGUAAUAGUAAUAAAUUUAAAUGUAAAUCAAUCGUAUGUAUUAGAUAACAAUUUGGUUUUUUGAAACCAUUAAAGCAGUUUUUAUAGUUAAUGAAAAAUUACAUACUUGGUGCUGUUAAUAGUUGUGUCGUAGUUGCUUUCAUGAAGAAUAAAAUGUUAUUUUCUACGUACUGCUUUUGCCAAAACGAACAACAAAAUGAGACGACGAUUAAUUUCAUGAUGAUAAGAAAAAUAUUCAAUUUUAUAAAAAAAAAAACUUAGGUUUUUGAAUGUAUAUUUAUUGCUUUGAGCGUUGCAUAAAACUAUGGAUCUUUGAAUUUAAUAUGUGUGCGAUUAAAUGUGAAUAAAAAAUGACUGAGAAUACAGGAAUACACUCAAGCAAUUAAAAAUAAGUUUAAGAAUGCUUACAUCGAAAUAUAAAUUUUCAUGUGAAUUUACGAUAAAAGUCUGUUGAGUGUGUUAACGCCAUAUGGUGACAAUUGGUUUUGCAAGAUAAAAUAAAGUCUCCGUGCGAGCGCUGAUGUGAUGUAAGCUAUCUAAGGUUUUCUGAAAUUGAUUACGAAACAAUUUACAAAUUAUAAAUUGUCAUUUAAUUUCGACAUAAUACUAGUCAUAGUGAGUAGUAGCAAUCGUUUCAACCCUCGCAUGUGAGUUACGAAAAAUAAAUUUUAAAAAUAUGGCCUAGAGUGACCAAUCUGUAAAGCAAUCCGACCAUAUCUUGCAUUGAAAAUUAUUCAAACAUACCACCUACACCAAUGUAUUUUUGUAAACCUAAAUUUUAGCCCUUCCAAUGUUUCUAAAAAUACUUUUACAGGCUCUACUUACACGUGAAGAUCAUUGAUAAGGUAUUUGAAAAUUCACCUUGUAACAUCAAAAUAUAAUCACUUACAAAAUCCUGUAUCGGGCACAUAUAAGUACUAAGAUAUUUUGAGCAAACUAAUGUUUUUGAAGUGAUAGUUUUGAAAGAAUAUGUGUGAGACGUGCAUGGAUCAAUAAAAAGAAUGCAGACAGCGCAAAUGUCUGAAAUUAUUGCAUAGAUUAUUACUAAAACAAAUUGUAAAUAAAAUUAGCCGGUUCAACUUGUUUCUCGUAUUGCUAUAAUAUUUAUUACUUAUAACUGUUGUGUGUGUGUGUGUGCGUGCGUGCGUGCGUGCGUGCGUGCGUCUGUUAUAUCUAUGUAUAUGUAAAGAUAUCGAUUCCAAAUCACACUUUGCAUUGUUUUUAGAUAAUUUACACUGUCCACGCGAUGCCAUACUUUCUACAUCAUAGUCACGUUUAUACAAGGUUUAUAUUAUUUUUAUUUGACAUAAAACUUUAAAUUAAAAAUACAUAUUACGUUAUGCAUUUUAUAAUUAUUAUUUACAUCAACAUAUUUUUAUUAUUACUAUUUUUACUCCAUAGUAGGAAAUUUCUGUCUGUAGCAAAACCACAUUCCUAAUAAUGAUGCAUUUUAAAUGUAACCACUUCUGAAAUAUUAUCUGUACUAAUAUUUUUAUUGAAUCAAACUCUUAAAAAAAUCAAAUGAAUGUUUUAAAUAUUCUUACAAUUUCUGAUAUAAAAUGUUAAAAACGUAGAUGCUGUAGUAUUUUAAAGAGUGCAAUUUAACAAGUCUUCCAAUAAUCUUGUUCAACAAAGCCUCAUAUACCUUGAUUUAAUGAUAUAUUUUAUAUUUUAUUUUUGACCAAAUAAAAACUUUUAAACGACUGAUUACUUCAAAUGAUUUUUUAUAAUCUUAAUAUGUAAUGAAAAUAUAUUAAAGUAUUUUAUAAAAAAAAUGUUUUCAUGUAUCUUCAUCAGUGUUGUGGAAGUAAAUAAAAGCACAAUGUUUCAACACGAUAGCCACUUUUGUAGACAUUUAGAUAUCUUCAUAAUUUCAAUAUUUCAAUGCACAGACAGAAUUUUUCCCUCAAAAAAUUAACUUCUAUUAAUAAUGUACUACUGCAAAAACAGCUAUAAUACUUAAAACUAAUCACGAGUGAGAUUAACAAAACAGUGAAUGUGCAACGAAAUAAAAUUGUAUAAAUAAUUAAUAAAAAAAAAUAAUUGUAUAAAAAAUGAACUAUUAUACUCGGUGAAAUCGUUUAUAGGUAGAUAGGCAAGGCAAAUAAGAAGAAAGUAUCAAGCGAAUGUGAUCCCGUUCCCAUAACCACGCUGAUUCCUUAAAAAGAAAAAUAUAUAUAGAAUUCGUGUGUACACCGUAAAAAAUCGAUGUUUUUCUAUUUCUUCAGCUUAAUGUAUGUGCUUUUCUGGGAAAAGUCAUUUAUAAAGGAUUUAAUAUGUAUGCGCAUGUAGUCUCCAAGAUUGCAUCGUUUAGAAGCAAUCGAGGAAAAAAUUGGUGUUCCAAUAUCAAUUAAUAGAUAACAAUUUUUAACAUUACAAACAUCUCGGACAUUCAUACAGAACUUAUACAAGUAGUUUGUAUCUAUACCGCCAGGUGCUGCACCACUGCAUUUAAGGCAAGAAAAUCAUUGAUCAUAUUUUUAUAAUUGAAGUAUAAAAUUUUUAAAAUUAUUUCUAUACACAAAAGAAAUGCUGAAAUGUGACAUCAAUUAUGUUAUAAUAUUGAGAUUUUUAUAACUUACUAAUUUUCUUGACUUAAUAUAAUUAAUAUAAUUAUGUCAAUGUUAGUGACGGAUCAUCAAAUGAUAUUUAAAAAUGUACUUGCGUUGAGUCUGAAAAUAUUUUGUUUAUGUAGCCGUAUUACAAUUUAAUUUGAACAAAUAAAAAAAUAGUAGUUACUUAAGAGUCAACAUCAUUUAUUUGUCGCUAUAUGUAACUUCUCGCACAAACCAAUCAACGCUCAUACAACGUGUUAAGUAAAGAACUAAUAUGCAAAUAGACCAGACAACUGUCAGCAAUUAACGCAAAUAACGCUGUUCUAGCAAAUUUUUAUCGAACAAAAAAGAAAAAAAAUAGGUGUAUACUCUUAGAGUUGUAGCGACUGAAAAACUAAUUCAAAUCGUAGGAUCGACAGAAACGUAUCCAUUUACUAAACGAUGUUAAACAAAACUAAGCUGUAAGAGAAUAUAUGAUCUCACGCAAGCACUUGAAACGUUUUUGCAUCAACAAAUCAAAAAAGAAACUAAACAUCUUUUAUGUUAAUUCAAAUGAAACAUUGUACGGGUAUGACGAUCACACAUAGUUUUUUAAGCAGCAAUAAAAAAAACAGUAAAAACUAUAAGGAAACUAAAACGAUACAUAUCUUUGAAGGAAAAAGGAAAAAUUAACAAACUCGUUGCCAUUAUCUGGAAACGAGAAGCAGAGACGAUGGACGCAAUUGUAUACUUUUACUUUUCUCGCAAUGUGUUUUUUGUAAUUUUCUCACUUGACUUUCGUGGCUGCGGCGUUGAAUAAUUUGCGCAUACUGUAAAUAUAUGAUUUCUCUGGAGCAACAAAAUAUAUACGCAACAAGACAACACAAAAAAUGGACGCGACUUCUAGCAUUAUGGCGAAAAUCAAGCAAUUAGUGUGAUAGCGUAAUCGUGUACAUUUUUUUAGCUCUUAAGGAACAUUUUUAAUUAUCGUCUGAUGAAAAAGUGGAAAUAAAGACACGAUUGGUU
This is a messenger RNA of Phymastichus coffea, 8324 nucleotides long. RefSeq names its product guanine nucleotide-releasing factor 2 (gene C3G). Gene Ontology annotation, molecular function: guanyl-nucleotide exchange factor activity. The record is from RefSeq and is a predicted model, not a curated record. Gene Ontology annotation, cellular component: plasma membrane. Gene Ontology annotation, biological process: positive regulation of GTPase activity; Ras protein signal transduction. Bases 279 to 3806 code for a protein of 1175 amino acids. The transcript has 17 exons. NCBI's taxonomy places the organism in Eukaryota, Metazoa, Arthropoda, Insecta, Hymenoptera, Eulophidae.